This is a messenger RNA of Cyprinodon variegatus (sheepshead minnow), 3224 nucleotides long. It is a transcript of the gene fancb, whose product is annotated as Fanconi anemia complementation group B. Bases 215 to 2752 code for a protein of 845 amino acids. The record is from RefSeq and is a predicted model, not a curated record. NCBI's taxonomy places the organism in Eukaryota, Metazoa, Chordata, Actinopteri, Cyprinodontiformes, Cyprinodontidae. Gene Ontology annotation, cellular component: Fanconi anaemia nuclear complex. The transcript has 8 exons. Gene Ontology annotation, biological process: negative regulation of double-strand break repair via homologous recombination; positive regulation of double-strand break repair via homologous recombination; interstrand cross-link repair.
AACUUCAGCGUAAGUGUGGCGCGAUAGUUUGAUUGCUGACAGGUCAAUGUUGAAUAUCAAGCCCUAGACGACUCGAAAAGUUAAAUGUGCGUCUUUGUAUUGGUAAUAGAGAUAUAUUAGGCGUAUAUUUCUAUCUUUAUUUGGAGUCACUAAGUCAUGUAAGUAAUAAGCUCAACCCCCUAAACGCGACAAACCUGACAAGAAGCGUCUAAUAAUGGAGCCGUUUUCCCCGGAAGAUUUGUAUCAAAAUCCUCACAGACUCUCACACAGCGGAAAGAUAAUCCUAUUUACCUGCAACCAAGACCCAGCCUGCAAUGGAAGCGAAAGAAACUGGCUAAACUUCCGCAGCUUCUCCUUUGCACGUGAAGUCAACGCGUUCCUGAAGGCAACAGAGGGGACAGCAGCCAUCAGCAGGAAACUGUCAGCUCAUGUGGACAUCGUGACGUGUAACUGUGCUGUAGAUGUUCAGAGAAGGGUUAAAACUCCGUUCGUUUUGGUGACAAAGAAGAGUGAAAAAGGGGGCAGCUUCCAGUAUAGUCUGCUCUCACUUAACGGUUUAGACAGACUGGAGCCCUGCAUCGAGUUCAAGCUUCCCUAUCAAAUGCAGGGAAACGUGCGCAUCCUGCAGGGCCCCACAGUGCUGUGGAGCCACGAUCAAAGCGUGUUUUAUACAUCCCCCAAUGCAAAGGGGGUCAGAAUGAUCCCCAUUCAAAUGUCAAAAUGUGUUUUUGGAGAGAUCCACAUCCACAAAGGACAGAUUUUUGCUCUUGGACUUUCAGAAGCACCCCUAACUAACCAAUACCCUACACUUGGUUAUUUUCUUGAAAAGGGACAAGUGUUUGAGGGCUCUUCGAUUUUGCCCCAUCCCUACAUUUGUAUCACACAGUGCAUGCAGGUUCUAACAGCUGAUAGGGUGGAUGAUGUGCUGAGAUGUGUUGUUAUUGCAGCAACUUCACAUCAGCAGCUUGUGCUUUUUGAAAAUGGUUUAGUUAAAGAAACGUGUGAACUGCCCUUUGAGCAGGCUGAAGACAUUCAGAUUGUUAACACAGGGAGAAAUGGCUGUCUUUUUGUUGUAUUCUUUAAGCAGGGCCAUGUUUGUUCUGUGUGGAAGGACACAUUCCAGAUAGCCUCCUGUUGGUCAGAUGUCGGCUCCGUCCAUGUGGAUGAUUUCUUCAGGUGCGGAACUGAGCAGAUGCUUCUGCUUUUCAAGAACCAAAGCUUAGCAAAGGAGCCACUGGAAAAUUUCCUUCUGACUGACCUUUGUGGUAUUUCUUACUCUUGUGGUCAAGGCUUUGAAGGCAUGAAGACAAGCUUGCCUCCUCAGGAAAGCUCACUCCUCACUCUUCGAGCUUUGGAAUCCAGAUUACAGAGUGGAUUGAUUGUCCUCCAAGAGCUUGAAAGUGAACUGAGAGUGAAGGACAGAGUUCUGCAGCAAUCAAUCCAAGUCCUCACUGCAACACUUUCAGGGAGGGAGACCUUUCUAAGCCAACCUGAGCAGGAAGGGCUUGUUGCCCUUUGGGACAGUGAUGAGGAGGAGUCCAACGAUAAGACCCUGGAUGACAGGAUGCAUGAAACACCAGCGCCGACCUCCAAACCCAAAAUUGACAAGCUCUGGCACCGCAUCGCUGAUGACCAACUGGUUGUUGGAUUGAUUCUAAAUGCUGAAAGUGACAUUCUGGCAAGCGGUGUGAGCUUAUCCCUCCUGACAGAGCCAGGCCAGAGCCUGAUGCCUGCGGUAAUCCAGACCCGUAGCCAAGUGUUCUGGCUGCCUGCGCUCAGCCCCUCAACACCAACUCUCUCCUCCUCAUCGUCUAGCAACAUAUUCUUAGAGCCUGCAGCCAAAAGGAGCAAGCAGCACCUCGCCAGCAAUGAUCUGAAUGUGUGUAGACUGGCUGUGACUGCAGCAACCAAGCUGACACCUCUGCUGACCUCUGGCAGUGUCAAGUGCCAUGCCAUGCUUCAUUACAAGAAAGGAGAGGCUCUUUUCCCCAGGAGCAACCCGACAACAGCUGUACUGCAUUGUGGCGACAUUUCUGUAGAUAUCCAUGAUCUUUGCCUGAAGCCUCUGCUACAAAACCCUCAAGUCAAAACAGAUGAGGUUAGAGAAGACCUUUUGAGUCUUUUGACAGUGCUGGAUCACUGGGUCUUGCAUAUAGACUCUCCAGAUUAUAGUUUGGGUGACAUAGAUGGCUGGAUUCGGAGGAGAGAGAACUUUAAAAAGAUAGAAGUAAGCCCUGAGUAUCUACUUUUAGAUUCUCCAGGGCCUUCUGUUCCAAUGCUGCUCCGCUGGUACCAGAUGAACCCUUUCCAAGGGGAUUUGUCCAUCCACUCCAGCCAAUUACAAAUGCUCCAGUUCUUAGACUCCAUGCUGACAUUCCUCCCUGAAUCCUGCUUCAUCCGACCUGUCAACUUCACAAGGAGUCAAAGUACAGCUCAAGAAUUUGCCUCCGCUCUAGAAAAAGAGGUGCUGUCACUCAGAGAGGGCUUAUCAUCACUUCUGUGUGGGAAAGCUGAAGAGGAGAGAAAUGAGGCACACACUGGACAUGGGGGAAUCCCUGAGACUGGUUCUGCACAGGAGCUUGUUGGGUGUACACGGGAGGUGUGGCAGCAGAACGUGGAGAGGAGCAGGUUGAGUCUGAGCCCUCUGGUGGAUGUCAAGAGGUAUCGUGAGAUGAUCCAAAGACUUUUAAAAGUCAAGAUGGAUGCAGAUUUAGCCGGCGUUCAACAGGCACACAUGAAUUUGGUCAGUUGAGAUUUUGGGGAGGGUGUUUAUUUAUUACAAUUCCCGUUAUGUUUGUCCAAUAAAAGGUUCUGUCUUGAAACACAGACUUAACCACACAGCUAUAAGUAUGACUGUUAAUCAUCAGUUUGCUUUAGGAAGCUCCAUGUCUUUAAGGCUGGAAGGUCUCCUUCCUGUCACCAUAAUCCUUAGUCUCUGAUUCUCCAUAAGAUUCGAGUCAGGACCCUGGCUGGUUCAAAAUGUUAAAAUGGUUCCAGUUCGAAAAAAAAAAGUUAAGUUAGAACAUGUAUCUAAAUAUUUUUGUGCCAAACUUUAAAUAUCAAAUAUAUAUUUUAAUGGAUCUUUUUUUCCAUUUUGCUGUUCGUUCCGUUUAUUCUUUUGACUAAUCUUUCCUCCCUGAUGAGUAAACCAGACAUGGUUUGUUGUGCCUUAAGACUCAAUUAUGAAGCAGAAAGAAUAUCCUUGUUCAUCCCUUCAUCAAAAA